Messenger RNA from Botrytis fragariae, 1434 nucleotides. RefSeq lists its product as uncharacterized. The transcript has a single exon. Bases 1 to 1434 code for a protein of 477 amino acids. The record is from RefSeq and is a predicted model, not a curated record. NCBI's taxonomy places the organism in Eukaryota, Fungi, Ascomycota, Leotiomycetes, Helotiales, Sclerotiniaceae.
AUGUCUAAGAACUACCUUCGGCCUGAUACAGAAGAGAAAGGUGACCCAUCCACAAGUUCUGGUAGUAGAAGUCGCCAAGCAUCCUCAAGGCACCAAGCAUCCUCAAGGCACCGCUCAUCUCGCGAUUCUGGCCAUCGAUCAAGUCACCACCAUGGAAGUGGUCGUACAACCGCAUCCCCGGCGCACCUCAGUUCGGGAGUGGAUCAAGGGGAACGCUCGGGCUCAUCAGUACAGUCCUCAUCUAGUCAAGCAUCCGGCACUAGAUAUGCUCAAGGAUAUGGAAGGGGAGCUUUAGCUCAGGUCAUGACAUCAAUGUCAUUGAGCCAAACCGAGAUUACUCAACCUGCUCCUCCAGAAACCUGUGACUAUCGCGUCCCCAACCAUCCUUGCCCAAAUCGCUGGACCAAGCACUGGCAGCAACAGUGGAAGUUUCGCUGUGAUUCGCAUCCUGCUGACAAAUUUCCUCAAAAGGGCAUGUUCUGCCAUAGAGUCAAAGUUCCAGAGGAAAAAGAUGCUUAUGGUAGGAUUAUACGACCAGAGCGGCUUUGCGGAGACCCCGUGAUCACCAAAGAGAUGUUCCUUAACGAAAACUUCAUUUGUAGAGAGUGUGAACCCUCCGUCAAAACUCUUGUUUGCACAUUCUGGAUAAGCUCGGAGGGGCGUAUAUGCGGAUUCAAGGAAGAAGUAGUAGGUGACAGGGAUGAUGAUGAAGACUCACGCUAUCGAUGUGUUCGUCAUACGGGACUCACACCUGAAAUUAUGCAACACGUACACGAUCACGCCCAGAAGCGAAUGAUUGCUGGCCGACCGCCGUUCGCAGACGUGCAAUCAUUUGAACAAUUGCCAGCUGAGGGAGGAAUUCUAGAUGAUCGUAUGCCACUAGCAAGAGGGGGGGAGAACUAUCCACGCGACAUGGGCCAGGGAAGGGUUGCACCGCCUGCUAGAAGACAUAUGGGAAGAGGCGGGAUGCCUGUAGCGGAUAGAUAUGAUUAUUGGGAACCAACAAACCGCGCAGGCACACCUCAGCCUGGAGGUUAUGGUCAAAUGGAGCCAGAGCCAGCUUCAGCCCCAUCAUCGGGCUACGGUUACUCAGAAUCAACUAGUUCAGAGCCAUCCUAUCAACAACAGGCUUAUCAUCAAACAGCUUAUCAACAACAAACUUACCAAGAACCGGCAUACUCAGAAUCACAACAAACCUUCUCAAAUCAGCCAGUGACUAGUUAUGAAGCCCAGGAGCCUCAGAUCGUUACGGCGCCACCAAGAAGCGAGAUAGACUAUGAUAUGAGAGCGGGUGAAACAUCUGACACUUUGACACAGCGAGCCAGAAUGGAGCAAAGAGCAGCCGAGGAAAACAUGAGAAGAGCCAGUAGAAGCUUUGCUGCCCUUGAUAAUCUCUUUGAGCGAGAAACCAAAAAGAGAAGAAAGCGCCGUUAG